UAAUGAGACUGAAUCAUACUAAGAGACAGGGACUCAAGAAAUACAACUUCUUUAAAAGCAUUUAAAACCAGCAAGUUGACAUAUAGAACACAUGCACACAGUGGAUCAAAUUGCAUUACAGGGGAUCAGCAGCAGUAAACUUAAUCUAAAUGUGGUUUUAAUACAACAAUUAAAUACUUAACCCAGGACCAGCAAUCUCACAACGAUAAACAGAGUAAUAUCUAAUAAACUACUAAUGGUUUAUUUUGUUGUUCGAGCUUAGGCAUCCAGCAGGACCACAGUUACUGUAACUCCAGCUUGUCUUAGGAUCAAAUUACCUCAUCGUCUAGUUACUUGAACUCCAGUUUUUCGCUAAGAUGAAGAUGAGCAUCAGAAUAUCAGCCAGCUCUAUCGGUGUGCUCCUGGGCCUCCUGACCAUCACCGAGGGUGAGUCUAUAUUAAAUUCUACUCUAUUAUUACUUUGACACAAUGCAUUGACACCCUAUGCAGUAAAAUAAGUAAAGGUAUCAACAUAUAAUGUACUUAUUAUACAUUUUGUUUUAUUGAACCUUUAACCAGGCUAGUCAAUUAAGAACAAAUGGUAACACCAGAAGCAUUAAAACGAUGUGGAGUGUUGGUUAAAAUUAGACCAAUCAAAGAGGAUUUUAGAGGACAGUUUGCAUUAAACCUGGUUACAUUGUUAACAAUCUGAGUAAUAUUAUAGGUAUUACAUAGAUUCUUGAGUUGAUCAGAGUUGGAUGUCAACCAGUCUAGAUUCAGGUCACCCAUAAUCACAAAUUCAGAUUUGACAUUCUGUGAUAAUAAUUCAAAAAUAGAAUCCAGAGAGCUAGCAAUAGCAUAUGGGGGUCUAUAACAACAGGAGACAACUAGAUUUAAGGAUGCGCAGAGAUUUAUAUUCAAAGCCAGAUAUUCAAGUUGCUUGGGUUUGGUAACAGUAGUCAGAAUGGUCGCCGAAAACGUGCCUUUUAUAGCAACAUAACCACACUUACAUUUGCAAUCUGACUGAAAAACAUUGUAACCAUCAAUGCCAAUGUCUUUGUCAGUCAUAGAUAUUUUGAGCCAGGUUUCAGAAAGCAUAAAUACAUAUAGGUCUGCGGUUUUUAUCCUAAUAUUCACAAAAUCGGAAGAAUACUUCUUAAAUGUAUGUGCUGAAACUUCAGACCAUUCUGACUUUUUAAUUCAGAUUGGGUAGAAAUGUAAGACCUGGGUUAGAUUGCCUAUUUCCUGACAGUAAAAGCAGCAACAUAAUGGCAAGUCUAGACAUUUGGAUUCACAGACAGUACUAAAACCAUUGUCCAGAGGGACCAGAGUCUUUAACACAACAUAUUUCAAAAGGUGCGUACAAUCCAGAGACAUGGUUAAGUACCAAAAGAACAAUCCAGACAUGCAAGCGUGCGGUUUCUCCUAUGUCGAAUGGGUGUUCUCCAGUGCAAUAGCGGGGCAGGCGUAUGGUUUAUCCCAGGACACAACAUAGAAAAACAUUCAAAGUUCUCUGCAUUUAACGGGGCAUCAGGCCCUAACUGCAUCAAUCUCAGUGUAAGAGUCAAGGGUAGACAAUAGCAACAAUAAGUGAAGAAAUACCUUUUAGAGAUAAUUUGUAUUUCUGACAGUACAGUAUGUGAGUAUUUGAGUAACAACUACAUCUGCCUAUUUAAAUAUAAAUCUCAUUUCUAUCAAGCCAAUCAUGGCUCCCAAUUAUGAGUGUUGUAACUCACAUAAAUUAUUGAAUUACGGUAACAAGCAAGGAAUGAAACAAACAAGCAUUAGAUCAAAUUUCUAAUUGUAGUCCAGUUUCUUGAAUGAAUAAUGCUCACCUUUGAAACAUGAAAAGCCUAACAGUCGAAUGAAAUGCAUGUUAUGUAAUUGAAGUGUAAUCAAAGGUAAUACUGUGACUGUGUAUUCAGCUCUUUAGGAUUUGAUUCAAGCCUUUUCUGUUUCAUUUGAAUGGUGGAACGAUUCUUUGAAAGCUGUUGCUUCCUAACCUGUCAAUCCAAUUACCCAGCCCAUGCAUCUGCUCACUCAUUUUGCAAGCGGGGAUGUUCGGUCCUUGCUAGGUGGGCAGAGUUAGCACUCGAUUUCAAAUUCCCCGGCGGGGAACUCUGAAUGCCCCACUCAGAACCGAUGGCGAUACUGGCUAUUACGGGUGAAGUUGAAAAUGAGACAACAACAAAACGCAUGUGGCAGAGACAAACAUUGAAGGAUAAAACUUCUGAUAAUUGAUUUCAGCAUAUUUAGCAGACCGGGUCACCGGGCGAGCUAAACUAAAAAGAAAGCAUCCCUAGACUGCGACAUCCUAGGCAUAGCAAUAUGAUUGACAUGUUAUAGGGGAGUGACAGCUUUAAAAUGAAAGUCGCACCAUUCCAAUGAAACAGACAUCGCUUGAAUCAAAUCCUAAAGAGCUGAAUGAACAGACAGUAUUACCUUUGAUUUGACUCCAAUUAUAUUACAUGAGAGGUGUGCAUUUCAUUCGACUGUUAGGCUUUUCAUGAGUUGAAUCGUGGUCAUAUGAUCUAACUGUUAAUAAUUCGAUUUGAAAGAUUAAUUUGUUCAUUAAAGAGACUGGACUACAGUGUGUAGUUUGAUUUAAAGCUUUUCAAGUUUCACGUUUUUAAUGUCACGUGCACAAGAACAGUGAAAUGUCUUUUUUGCUUGCGCUUUCCCAAAAUAUCAGUAGUACUAUAAAAAUGUAAAGUAGAACAAAUACACACGAAAAACAGAAAUAAGAAGAACACGAGAAAGUACGUAAGCUAUAUAUAUUCAAGGUCAGUUCCAGGGUCAGUGGCAAUACCAUAUUUACAAUGUGCAUGGACACUGGAGUGGGAGUGUUAGAUAUGUAUUGGGGUAAGGUGACUAGGCAUCAGGAUAUAUGAUAAACAGAGUAGCAGCAGCGUAUAUGAUGAUUGUAUGUGAGUGUGUGUGCAUGUGUGUAGAGUCAGUAAGAAUGUGUGUGCGUGUUAUGUGUGUGUGAGCAAAUUAAGUGUGUGUGUUAGUGUGUGUGUUGGAGUGUCAGUGUCAGUGAGCGUGUGAGUGUGCAUACGGUCAGUGCAAAAAUCAAAAAUCAAAUAGAAGGGUCAAUGCAGAUAGUAUGUGUAGCCAGGCUGUUAGCUAUUUAGCAGUCUUAUGGCUUGGUGAUAGAAGCUGUUCAGGAGCCGUGAUAGAAGCUGUUCAGGAGCCUGUUGAUGUCAGACUUGUUGCUCUGGUACUGCUUGCCGUGCGGAAGCAAAGAGACCAGUCUAUGGCGUGGGUGGCUGGAGUCUUUAACAAUUAAAAGUUUGCUUCUUUCAUUCAAAAUUUUUUUACUUCUACCCCCCAUACCCUAAUAUGAUGUAGUCUAAAACUGACCUCUGACCUUUUACAGGGAUGAGCCUAGGUGACUUGGGGUCAGACUUACGUUGUCGCUGCAUCCAGAUGGAGAGACGUCGGAUUGGUAAACUCAUCGACAAGGUAGAGAUGUUCCCUCCCAGCUCGCACUGCAAAGACACUGAGAUCAUGUGAGUUCAGACUACUGACUUAAAUCAUGCUGACCCUAAAAUAUGACUAUUAUAUAUAAGUUGAUAUUGAUAUGGGUUUUAAAUCAUGUUGAUAUCAACUAUGGCCAUCAUAUAUUAAUCGUAUUUAAUUAAGUUAGUGCUGACAAAAAUAUGGCUAAUGUUAUGUUGAUUAUCUUAAAUUAUGUUUUGUUAGUCGAGUUAUAACACUAACAAUGACUCUCAAAUAUAGUUAUGUUCAAACUCAGAUAUUUAUCUUAAAUUAUUCUAUGUGAGUCCUUGCUUACUAACAUCCUAUUUCAUUUACAAAAGCUGAUUUAGCUCUAGGUUGUGAUAAUGUUAGUUCCAGGUUGUGGUAAUGUUAGUUCUGUUUCUCACUGUGCGGUGUGCCUGUCUUGCAGAGCCACUCUGAAGGGGAGCAGUAAGGAGAUUUGUUUGGACGUCAGCGCUCUCUGGGUCAAGAAGGUCAUUGAGCAGAUGCUGGCCAAGUACAAGAUAAAAAAAGACCUAAAGACCUUGUCCAAACCGACCGUGUAAAACAACAAGAUGUUUGUCUGUCUACCUAUCCACCCAUUUGGAAAAGGGUCUACAGUAUAUGAAUCAUAUACAGAUAACAUUUACAGUUGCGGCCAAAUAUAUUGGCACCCUUGCACUUUUAUUAAAUUCCCUAUUUCUUCUCAAAUAAGUUGAAAACUGGGUCACCACACCUUGUUAUUGGAUUUUCAACAUAAGAGAACCUAUUUUAUUUUUGUAAACUUUAGUU
Molecule: messenger RNA, 4251 nt
Organism: Coregonus sp. 'balchen'
Lineage: Eukaryota; Metazoa; Chordata; Actinopteri; Salmoniformes; Salmonidae
Source: the annotation of a GenBank genome assembly